UUAACUAAGUUGCGGGUUUCUGUAAUGAUACUGAUGAUACACCUCUCUUUUUAAUUAGUGCUAUUAAGAGGGAUUUAAACAAAAGAAAGAAAGAAAGAAAGAAUUGGUAUAGUAAUGGAGUGGGGACAGGGAAAAGAUGGUACAAUAAAAGAUUCAGCAGUUUCAUCAUCAUCAAAGCUGCUGACUCCCGAAUUCAUUUCUUUACUAUUUUCUGUCCAGUGAGUGAAGUGAUUCCCCCGUGACUUUUAACCUACCAAAAAUAAAUAAAUAAUACUUUUGUCUGAAAAUCACAUCUGAUUUACAUCACCCCAUCACUUCUUACAUCUAAUGCUCCCCGUCUUAAUUUGUCCCUUUCCCCAGGACAAAUCACACAUAUAUAUAGAGACCAGAGUAGAUCCAUUGUUAUGACAUUGUGCAAGACAAAAGCCAGUGUUCAGGUGGUGGAAGUAAAGGAAAAAAAGAAUGCCAAGUUCAGAUUCAUUUCUGAGGCAGCUAAGUAGCAAAGAAGGAUGGAAAUCAACAUCCAAGAGGUGGGGGGUGGGUGGGGGGUGGGGGGGUUGUUUGAAGCAAAUGAAGAUGGAUAUGCAUGGAAGUGGAGAUGAAAGGGGUGUGUUUGAGUUUGUGGUGAAGAAAAGAGUAAUGGUGGUUGUGGAUCAAUCUUCACAUUCCAAACAUGCAAUGAUGUGGGCUCUUACUCAUGUUACUAAUAAGGGUGAUAUUCUCACCCUCCUCCACAUUGUUUCUCCUUCUCAUGAUUCUUCUUCUUCUUAUCUUGCUAGCACACUUGGCUCCCUUUGCAAGGCCUGCAAGCCUGAGGUUGAAGUAGAAGCACUAGUAAUCCAAGGACCAAAGAUAGACACAGUAAUGAGCCAAGUUAAGAAGCUGGAAGUCUCUGUGCUGGUCUUAGGUCAGAAGACUCCCUCUGCAUUACUCAACUGCCUGUGUUUGCCAAGCAGCAGGGAGGAGUUUGUGGAACAUUGCAUCAACACUCUGGAGUGCUUAACAAUUGGAGUCAAGAAACAGAGCAAAGGAGUUGGUGGCUACCUAAUCAGCACCAAAUGGCACAAAAAUUUCUGGCUCUUGGCUUAGAUCACUGUUUAGAUCUUAAAAGGGCUGUGGGACUAAAUGUAUUGUAGAGAAUCAGAUGAUGCGUGUAGAAUAUAUCUGGAUUGGUAUGCAUCAGCCCUGAUAACAUUACUCUGUAAUUUCACAUCCUAACUACUACUAACUAGAUCUAAACUAUUACUUAAAACUGAAUGAAUCUUUUUUCCCAGUGUAUUGUUGUCUGUUAAAUUGGGUCCCCUGCUCUUAUAGCAUAGCAGAAAUACUUGAAGAAAGAAAAAGGGCAACGACUACCCAGAUGUUUCUGUUGUUUGGAUAAAUAUGAUCAUCACUAUGGGUUAAAACAAAAGUAUAGUUCAUUGGUUAAUUUUCAGUAUGACCCCUGGUAAGUAAUCCACCAAGAAAAA
Molecule: messenger RNA, 1469 nt
Organism: Sesamum indicum (sesame)
Lineage: Eukaryota; Viridiplantae; Streptophyta; Magnoliopsida; Lamiales; Pedaliaceae
Source: RefSeq, a predicted model, not a curated record